Messenger RNA from Cylicostephanus goldi, 258 nucleotides. The record is from the annotation of a GenBank genome assembly. NCBI's taxonomy places the organism in Eukaryota, Metazoa, Nematoda, Chromadorea, Rhabditida, Strongylidae.
AUGGCAGAUGAAGAGCUAAAGAAGGCGUUCCAAGAUUUGCAAUUCAAAACGAAUGAGACCAAGGCAUUAAUAGCUCAAGGCGAAAUCACCAAGAAGUUGAACGCUCAGAAACAGAGAAUGUCUGAGUUAUCAGCUGCAAGUAUCGCAGAAGUCCCCACAGAUCUUUCUGUAUACCGCAGUGUUGGUCGAAUGUUUCUUUUGACUACUAGAGAUUCGGAAAUCGAGCGGCAUAAUAAGGAAGCGCUUGAUUAUAAGUAA